UACAUGAUAACUUAGUUGUUUCACUCCUAAAUCAGCUGCAGUGUGUGACACAAGGGUUGAUUAAAAUGAAGCGAAACUCGCCUCUGGUUGCUAUCAUGGUAAUGGCGUCAAUUUACGGAACUGUGAAAGGCGAAGUGGUUAAUCCCUGUGAUGAUGGAAUAGAUCUGGGAAUCAUAGUAGACAGAUCCAAAAGUGUCGGAAAGGAAAACUUCCUCAUUGUGAAAGCUGCUGUGAAGAACUUCGUGGACAACUUCGACAUCCAACCUGACAGGACUCACCUAUCGCUGAUUUUCUUUGCCGGUUCGCCACUUCACUUGUUUAAUCUAAGUGAUCCCAAUUACCACAGCAACAAGGCAGUGAAAGACGCAAUGGAUAAUCUCCCAGACAGACUGUAUGGUGCCACGAGGACAGAUUUAGCGCUGAUGAAAGCCCAUGAUCAUUUGUUUCACCCGGGACAGGACAGACGCAAACGACCAAAUGUGCUUUUGGUGUUGACGGAUGGAGCUACUGCGUCGGAGUCAGCGCCCUACAGUGAGACGAUUCCUCCACUUGAAGACAAAGGUGUCAAUAUAAUUGCAGUUGGUAUUGGAAAAGGCAUUAAAAAAGAGGAACUGGAAAAUAUUGCCGGUGAACGUGGUUCGGUGGUACAAGUUGCAGAUUUUAGUCUUCUCGCUAGCAAGCUGAGCGAAAUAUUAGCUGAUGUUUGCAUUAUAAAUGGUGGCUAUACACAUUGGUCUCCCUGGUCAGAAUGCAGUGCGACAUGUGGUGAGGGCUUCAGAACGAGAUUCAGGAACUGUUCGAAUCCGGAGCCAAUGGGAGGCGGGAAAAAUUGUGACGAAAUAGGACCAGCUGAAGAACAAGAAGCCUGUGACCUUCCUGCGUGUGAUUUAUCUGUUGAUGGUGGAUACACUCGCUGGACGACAUGGACCAAGUGUAGUAAAACCUGUGGUACUGGUACUCAGAUACGAGUCAGAACUUGCACCAGUCCACCACCUAAUGCUGGGGGUAAAAAUUGUGAUGACUUGGGUGAACCCCAGGAGGUGAAGAAAUGUAAACUGCCGAAAUGUGUGAAAGGGAAAUCUCCAUGCAAAGAGGGCCUGGACCUAGGCAUUCUUAUUGAUCGGUCAUUAAGCAUUAGGCCAAGAAACCUCGAACGCCUUCUAAAAGUCUUCUUCCCCAAAUUUUUUAAACGCAUGAGCAUUUCAAAAAGCAAAACCCGUAUUGGUAUAAUCAAGUACGACAAAAGUGCAACUGUCUUUGCUCCGUUCAAUGGGCCAAACUCGAAUUCUUUAAAGAAAGCGACCGCCUUUGUACAAGGCCUGGACCCAAGUGUCUAUCUACAGACGCGGACAGACAAAGGACUUAUCGCAGCAUACAAAGAGCUGUUCACUAGAAAGGGAGGUGACAGAAACAAGAGACAAAAUGUCCUACUGACAUUCACUGAUGGGCGAGCCUGGCCAAGGAGACGCAUAAAACCUUUUUCGUUGACAGUUCCUCCGCUGAGGGAAAAGAAAAAAUGUCAUAUGGUUGCUGUCGGUUACGGCGUUCCAACAAAAUUGAAUAUGACUCAACUCCAAGAAAUCGCAGGAGAUAAGGCGAUCCUUGUUCCAAGGCCGAGGCAAAUCAGAAAAAUGGUUGGAAAAAUAAAGAAAGCAGUCUGUCAGAUAGAUGGAGGGUACUCAAAGUGGAGUCAGUGGUCACUUUGCAGUGCAACGUGCGGAGUAGGAGUCAAAGUUCGAAGCAGGACAUGCACUGCACCACCACCGAGAAAAAAGGGCAAAGACUGUUCUAAGUUGGGAGACGGUGUGGAAACAGUGGAGUGUAAUGAAGGAGAAUGUCCAACAGGCCCAACUCCAUGUAACAAAAAGAAUUUGGACGUUUGUUUGAUUGUGGAUGCCUCACUGAGUGUUGGAGUUCAGAAUUUUGUGCGAGUGAAAUCCUUCCUGGUGCAAUUCGUCCAUCAGUUCGAACCCGGAACACAUUUCAGUGUCAUUACCUUUAGCGGAAAGCCUCAUGUCCAAUGCAAGUUCUCCGAUUCUAAGUGCCAAGGCACAGACAAUACGCAUGAUACCAUCGCAGAAAUUCCUGACCGAGUUACAUGGGGUACUUUCACUGAUACAGCUUUAGUUGCCGCUGACCAGAUUGUCUACACACCGGAAGGUGGUGAUAGGCCGGACGCCUCUAAUGUGGUUGUGGUUAUAACAGAUGGCAAAACAAUGAGGGGCUCUCAACCGUUCAACGUCACUGUUCCUCCAUUGCGGGAGGGAAAAAAAGCAAAAGUGUUGGCAUUCGGUGUUGGUCCAUCCAUUCGAGAGGAGGAUCUGAACGAGAUGGCUGGAGAGAGCAACUGGUUCUACGUCGACGAAUUUGUAGAUAUGAAAUACAGAAUCCGCGAUAUUCUGGGCGUAGCCUGCAACAACACAGCCACUCUGCCGCAGUAGUUUCAACUCCUUACGGAAGCUUUAAGAGUCAUUUUAGGAUACAGAUCACAGAUAUGGCGGGGUAAUUAAAUUACCAAAAUAUUUCAGCGGGAUGUAGCUGAUGACCUAAAAAUAUCACGACGCGGUUGGAACUGCAAGGGAUUCUAUUGUCAAUUUUCACGCUAUGGGAAAAACAAUCUAGAUUUUUAAGUUGGUACUUCAACAGAAUAAAAUUAAACAAGUGUUGAUCGA
Molecule: messenger RNA, 2672 nt
Organism: Stylophora pistillata
Lineage: Eukaryota; Metazoa; Cnidaria; Anthozoa; Scleractinia; Pocilloporidae
Source: RefSeq, a predicted model, not a curated record